AUGGGUUCCUCCUUCAGCUGUUGUGAUUCUGAGAAGGUUGAUGAAGGGGUUCUAUCAAGCGAUGGUCGUUCUCCAUGGCGAAUCUUUACUUUCAAGGAGUUGCAUUCAGCCACUAAUGGUUUUAGUGAAGAUAACAAGCUUGGAGAGGGAGGUUUUGGAAGUGUUUACUGGGGAAAAACUUCUGAUGGUCUUCAGAUAGCAGUGAAGCAAUUGAAAUCGAUGAAUUCAAAGGCUGAGAUGGAAUUCGCCGUAGAAGUUGAAGUUCUUGGAAGGGUACGACACAAGAAUCUGUUAGGACUGAGGGGUUAUUGCGCUUCGGCUGAACAACGACUUAUAGUAUACGAUUACAUGCCUAAUCUCAGUUUGUUAUCUCACCUCCAUGGCCAAUUUGCUGCUGAAGUCCAACUUGAUUGGAAAAAAAGAACAAAAGUUGCCAUAGGCUCCGCGGAGGGACUACUGUACUUGCACCAUGAAGUAACACCCCACAUAAUCCACAGAGACAUAAAGGCAAGUAAUGUACUCCUAGACUCAAACUUCGAACCACUCGUAGCCGAUUUUGGGUUCGCCAAGCUAAUCCCAGAUGGUGUUAGUCACAUGACCACCAGGGUCAAGGGCACCUUAGGAUACCUAGCCCCUGAAUACGCCAUGUGGGGAAAGGUCUCAGAAAGCUGCGAUGUUUACAGCUUUGGCAUUCUCCUCCUCGAACUUGUAACAGGAAGAAAACCCAUCGAGAAACUCCCCGGAGGAGUCAAACGAACCAUAACCGAAUGGGCUGAACCCUACAUUGAAAAAGGCCGGUUUCGUGACCUGGCUGACCCAAAACUGAGAGGCAAUUUCGAUGAGGAGCAACUGAAGCAGUUCAUAAAUGCUGCUGCCCUCUGUGUGCAAAGUGAGCCUGAUAGGAGGCCUAAUAUGAAAGAAGUUGUGGGGCUGCUUAAAGGGAACGAACCUAAAGGGAAAGUAAUGCAGUUGAGGUUGAAGAGUGUCAAGUAUGGUGACGAUCUUGUGGCUAUGGAUCAAGCCAGUGAUGAUGAUGACGAUGAUGGUGAUUAUGAUGGGGACGGAAGGGGUGGUGGGUAUGACGAAAGUGAUGCUUAUGGGGUGUUUGGUGCCAUGAGUAACGUGCAGAGGAUGCAUGAUCCGUACAAGAGGUAUGCAGACAGAAUGGGAAAGAAAGGUUGAUAUGAAGAUUUUGUUUAAUUAAUUCAAAGAAGUCCAAAGUUUCAUUUCUUUGAUGCUUUGCCAGGAACUUCAAAGA
Cynara cardunculus var. scolymus (artichoke) is the source of this 1258-nucleotide messenger RNA. Its product is annotated as PTI1-like tyrosine-protein kinase At3g15890. Lineage: Eukaryota; Viridiplantae; Streptophyta; Magnoliopsida; Asterales; Asteraceae. Gene Ontology annotation, cellular component: plasma membrane. Gene Ontology annotation, biological process: protein phosphorylation. The record is from RefSeq and is a predicted model, not a curated record. The coding region runs from base 1 to 1182 and encodes 393 amino acids. The transcript is spliced from 4 exons. Gene Ontology annotation, molecular function: protein kinase activity; ATP binding.